Messenger RNA from Gamsiella multidivaricata, 1544 nucleotides. RefSeq names its product Golgi transport complex subunit 5-domain-containing protein. Lineage: Eukaryota; Fungi; Mortierellomycota; Mortierellomycetes; Mortierellales; Mortierellaceae. Gene Ontology annotation, cellular component: COG complex. The record is from RefSeq and is a predicted model, not a curated record. The coding region runs from base 154 to 1452 and encodes 432 amino acids. Gene Ontology annotation, biological process: intra-Golgi vesicle-mediated transport. The transcript has 8 exons.
GUGGCUUUGGGGCAUCCAGUCACGUCCACUCCUGGAAAGGUCGCGCGGUCCCUUCAUCUCGACACCCAUUCAUGCCCAGCUGCUUGACCACCUUUUGAACAGGACACCAGGACACCAGGGCCAUCUACAAAAGGGCGGCGAGAAACAGGACCGAUGACCAUGGCGACAGCAAUCCCUGAACUCGACUCUUAUACCGACUAUGACUCCUUCUUGGUCGACCAAUUUGAUCCCAAUACCCAUGCGAACUCAAUCAUCCAUCAGUCCGCCAAAGGAGAGCUCGAUAUCGCCACAUCGCUCUCUAGUCUUUCGUUCAGCAUCGACAGUCUCAACAAGCAGCUUCAUGAUCAGGUGACGACACAUUACAAUGACCUACUCAGCCAAGCAGCAGGAAUCCGGGAACUCGAGACCGUUCUCGAGACCGUCAAACUUGGACUGAGGACGCUCACCGCUUUCAUGGACCGACUAUCUUUCAAAAUCAAAACGCCAUUUGAACAAAUACAAACAUAUACUAUUCAACUGGAGCGCUUGCAAGUGACCUCGGAGGUAUUGCGGAGGGUAUUAAGAUUCUUAUACCUAAGCAAGCGGCUGGAGAUGCAGAUGCCAGGAGGUGAUUUAGAACUCACAAAGGCGGCGCUGACACUGAGCGAAGUCGAUGCACUGUUACAGGAAUCAGAUUUGGAGGGCAUCCACGUCGUGGACAAUGAGAUCAAGAACUUGGAAACUGUCAGAGGAAGGAUUGUCGAUUCUGCAGACCGCAUGCUUCAGGAGGGCAUGGACGCACAAAACCAAGCCCAAGUUGGAUCGGCCCUCCAGGUGUUUUAUUCACUCAAGAGACUAGACCUCAAGAUCGUGGCCAUGACCUCUUUAUUAUCCAAUCGACUGCACUCGCAGAUCAAGCAGGCGGUCGAUAUCCAGUCCUUACAGAAGGAAGCCAAAGGAAUGAGCAAUACUACAGGGUUUGUGGGAGGGGGCGUUCGACGUAACAAUGGAGAACCCAGUGUAGGAGCGGCAGCCUUGUGGACUUCAAUCCUCUGGAAACGCAUGGAGAAACUGAUGGAUGAAAUGUAUAAUGGAUGUAUCAAGAUUUACUUGCUAGAACGAGUGCUUGCACGAAAGAGGGAUCCGUUGACCCAGAUUUCUUUCCUCGAGAUUGCAUCCAACAGCAUGGAUGGAAACAUGGUUCACCGCUUCUGGCAGUCAUUAUCAGUGCAUCUCGAGCAAGAACUCAAAGCUGCAGCCAGAUCAUCACAAUUUCUGCACCAGGCCUUCAUUGACGGAUUCCCACGGUUGCUCAAUCUGCUGCAUGAAUUUUUUUCUCGCGUUUCGGUCCACAAUGCCAGUUCAGUUUCUGAGGAUGUUCAAAGUCCUGAAGUAGUCCUGAUGCUGCGAGCCAUCGCAUCCUUUGAAAGUGCCUACAAGACAAAGACUGCCCAGAGAAGCAGCCAUCGUUAACCUGUCAAGCCAACGGAACAAAUAAACGAUCGUAAAAGUGUACCAAGGCACUCAUGUUGGCAUCCAAGGUGCAGGAGCAAACAAUGCGCGAA